AUGCCCGCUGCAACCGAAGCCUUCAAGGCCUGCAAAGAGGCCUUGUCUGAAGCCGUUAUGCUUCACCAUUUCGACCCCAAGGCUCCGCUCAGCGUUGCAGUCGAUGCAUCAGACACCGCCAUUGGCGCCGUCCUGCAGCAAUUCACUGAGGGAUGCUUGAAACCACUCGCUUUCUACUCCCGACGCUUACAACCGGCAGAAGUCAAGUACAGCACGUUCAGCCGCGAACUGCUGGCAGUUUAUUCUACCGUCCGACAUUUCAGGCACGUCUUAGAAGAUAAUUCGUUCGUUAUCUUCACCGAUCAGAAGCCGCUUAUUUACGCCUUUCGAAAUCAAUCAGCUCGACACUCACCACGUGAGGUUCGUCAGCUGGAUUUCGUGGCUCAAUUUUCUACUGACCUCCGACACAUUUCAGGUCAGAAUAACGUCGUUGCUGACGCUCUUUCGCGCGUCUCCGCAAUCCACACCGCUGGCCAGGCAAUCGACUUAUCUGCCAUGGCUACCGCGCAACUAACCGACACUGACUGUCAGAACGUCAAACAAGAUUCUUCGCUACGAAUCACAUCGCAUCCACUGCCGUCAUCUGAUGGCACAAUCUUGUGCGAUACUUCUACUGGACGACCUCGACCCGUCGUUCCAGAAACCUUUCGACGUCUAGUUUUCGACACACUUCAUAACAUCGCUCAUCCAGGCAUCCGAGCCACGAUCAAGCUCAUAUCGGAGAGAUACGUUUGGCUCGGAAUGCAACGCGAUCUUAAGCGCUGGGCACGCGGUUGUCUAACGUGUCAGCAGGCCAAGAUACAGCGGCACGUGUCCGCUUCGCUUGGUCGUUUUCCGCAAGUCUCAGCUCGCUUCGCCCAUGUCCAUCUCGACAUAGUUGGACCCUUGGCACCAUCCAGAGGAAUGGUCUACAUUCUGAUCAUGAUCGACCGAUACCCCCGUUGGCCCGAGGCCGUACCUAUACCCGACGUAUCCGCGGACACCGUAACGCGCGCUUUCGUUGAGCGCUGGGUCGCUUCACAUGGCUGUCCAGCCACCGUGACUACCGACCGCGGUCCGCAGUUCGAAUCCUCGACUUUCAACGAUCUUCUCAAAGUCCUCGGAUGUCAACGCAUCCGGACUACCGCCUCUCACCCGCAAUCCAACGGCAUGGUGGAACGUUUCCACCGACAGCUGAAGGCCUCACUUAGUGCCGCUAAUGCACUAAGCUGGACCGAAGAACUGCCAAUGGUACUACUUGGUAUCCGAUCAGCUCUUAAAGCUGAUAUUCACACGUCCAGCGCCGGACUGGUAUAUGGACAACCUCUUCGACUGCCUGGGGACUUCUUUCCUGGAAACCCCAGAACACCCCGCUACGACGCGAAUUACGCUCGGCAGUUAGCCACGAGCAUGCGCCAUAUCAAAGUAACCGACGUGCGAGAACAACGACGUAAAUCGUUCGUUCCACAAGAUCUACUGCAUUGCGCUUACGUUUUCCUUCGAGUCGACGGUCUACGCAGACCACUCGAACGACCCUACGAAGGUCCAUUUAAGGUUCUUAAAGGUAAGGACCGCGUAUUCGUUGUCGACCGCCACGGCAAACGUGAAACUGUCUCUAUCGACCGUCUCAAGGUUGCCCAUGUGGAACCUGAGAUCGACGAUGACUCCCGUCCACCUACGGACGAGUCAACGCAGCCUAUGAUCGACGACACGCCUACUUCCGAUGCUACGAAGCAUUCUCCGACUAACCCUUCCGACUCAGUUCCUUCCGAUACUAUCGAGCCGAAAGCUUCCUCAUCCGACAAAACUGCUGGAUAGACAACGCCUCCGACCGAACGUCCGAAAUCGACUAGGUCAGGUAGGCGGGUUCACUGGCCAGCGCGAUUAAAA
This is a messenger RNA of Dicrocoelium dendriticum, 1869 nucleotides long. The record is from the annotation of a GenBank genome assembly. NCBI's taxonomy places the organism in Eukaryota, Metazoa, Platyhelminthes, Trematoda, Plagiorchiida, Dicrocoeliidae.